Molecule: messenger RNA, 435 nt
Organism: Komagataella phaffii GS115
Lineage: Eukaryota; Fungi; Ascomycota; Pichiomycetes; Pichiales; Pichiaceae
Product: 40S ribosomal protein S12
Exons: 1
Coding region: 1-435 (144 amino acids)
Biological process (GO): translation
Cellular component (GO): ribosome; cytosolic small ribosomal subunit
Molecular function (GO): structural constituent of ribosome
Source: RefSeq, a predicted model, not a curated record
AUGUCUGACGUUGAACAACAAGUCGUUGAAGAGGUUGAGGUUGCCGUUGAGGAAACCUCAGCAUCCAUCUCCAUUGAAGAUGCCGUCAAGAAGGUCUUGAGAAUUUCUUUGGUCCACGAUGGUUUGGCCAGAGGUUUGAGAGAGGCUUCCAAGGCUCUGUCUUCUGGUGCUGCCCAACUGUGUGUCCUGUGUGACUCUGUCACUGACGAGGCCAUCAUCAAGCUGGUUGAAGCUCUUUGUAACGAGCCAGAGGAGAAGAUCCCUCUGAUCAAGGUCUCUGACGCCAAGCAGUUAGGUGAAUGGGCUGGUCUAUGUACUUUAGACCGUGAGGGUAACGCCAGAAAGGUUGUUGGUGCUUCUUGUGUUGUCAUCAAGGACUGGGGUCAAGACUCCGAGGAGCGUCACGUUCUUUUGGACUACUUUUCCAGCAACUAA